UGGGAUCUCUAUGGGACGCGCACUUGGCCACCCAAGCCCACCCCCUUGGAGACGAACCUUCAUUGCCGCGGCCUAGCUUUUUGACGCAGCCUCCCACAUUCAUAAGGAGUCGCCGACAGAAGAUGGUUCUGAAGGACAACGGACGAAGGUCGUCGUUGACCCAGAAGCGAUUCAGCCACCAGUUCGAAAAAGGGCAAAGUGUCGCUGAUGGUUGCGGUUUGCAAAAUAAUGCUUUCCAAAGCACACCCCCCUCGCCGACUUCCACAAGAGUACCCACUGCCCAGUUCCCCGUAUUCCACACGUCGGGGGACACCGCUGGCGCCAGGCGGCGCCUCUAUCUGACCGUGGUGGCGGCGUACAUGGCGUCGAUGUCGUUCGGCAUCACGUGCACCUAUUCGUCGCCUGCCCUGCCGGACAUACGCAAGAACAUCCACUUCACCGAGAAUGACACAGGAUGGUUCGGCUCAUUGGUCACCCUAGGUGCAGUCUUCGGGGGUCUCCUUGGAGGACAGCUUCUCAACUGGCUGGGGCGCAGGGGUACGCUGCUGUUCUCGACGGUCUGGUUCACGGCAGGCUAUCUCUUCAUCAUAUUCGGACCAACUACCAUCCUGCUCUUUGUGGGCCGAUUCCUGACCGGUGUCGGCAUGGGCAUGGUGGCCUUGGCCGUGCCCGUCUUCAUCUCAGAGAUCUGCCCCGCCAACGUGCGCGGUUUGCUCAAUACGGGAGGCAACAUGGUCCUCACCGUUGGAAUCCUCAUCACCUUCGUCUUGGGCAAAUGGCUCGACUACAAGUGGCUGGCCAUCUGCAGCCUCGCACCGAGCAUCGCCAUGGCUGCCACGCUGCCCUGGUCCAAAGAAUCGCCGCGCUGGCUGUUGCAGAAAGGGCGCCGCAAGGCGGCCACGGAGGCCCUACAGUUCUACCUGGGCACAGGGAUCGAGAAAGAGCUGGAGACUCUGGAGGCAAGCAUCAGCAACAACGUCGAAGCCUUCUCAUUGUGCGACCUCACGCUGCCGCACGUCUACAAGCCCUUCCUCUGCACCCUGCUUCCCAUGUUCAUGCAACAGUUUUCGGCGGUUUGCAUCAUCCUCUUCUUCGCGAACGACAUAUUCGCGGCCGCCGGGACGUCCAUCUCCCCCGAAGACUGCACCAUCAUUAUCGGCGCCAUACAGGUGGCCGUCCUGUUCGUGGCCACUCUUUUGACAGACCGUCUGGGAAGAAAGGUCCUGCUGCUGUUUUCGUCCGCCGUCGCAAGCUUGAGCCUCACCCUCCUCGGACUGUGCUUUCAUUUCAAGAAGGUUCAAGGUGAUUCGUUCCUCGAAUCCUAUGGCUGGCUGCCACUGGCCGCACUCAGCGUGUACUUCGUGGGUUACUCCUCUGGACUGGGUCCCCUCCCAUGGGUGCUACUGGGAGAGAUGUUGCCCCUGAGGGUCAAAGGCUUUGCCACGGGCAUCUGCACAGCCUUCUGCUUCGGUUGUGGCUUUCUGGUCGUCAAGGAGUACCAUGAUAUGCAGCAGCUUAUGGGCACGGACGGCACGUACUGGAUGUUCGCCGUCGUUGUCGCCGCCUGCUUCUUUGUCGUCCUGUUUUUCGUGCGAAACAAAAGGCAGAAGUUUAGAAGAUAUCGAACGAAUCUUUGGCAAUACAACUUCCUCGGUUUCGUCUGAAGACACUGACAGAAGGAACGGAGUCGCCAUGGACCUGUUACGGGCGUAGCACAAAUUCCCGUUUCUGUGAAGCACUGAAGAGUGUUCUGUUGACGUGUCAUAAUAGCGGGUAUUGUUCUCAAGCUACGAAACGACGCUUGGUAAAUAGCGACUCGUUUUGAACGGACUGCGCCUCGCACGGCGAAGAGCACAUCUCAACGAAAACACCAUACCGUUGUUCGAAAAUUGCAAUUUCCCUACUGAGACAUCUCCGACUGCACCUUUACUAGAGCAACGAAUGGUUCAGAAUUUCGAUGUCCACAAACCGGCAGUCUUCGGCUCACGAUUCGACGACAUUAUUUUCAUUGCGAGGUCUGUCGAUUUUGAGUGCGAAACACUUUUUUUAUUGUUUGUGUUCUUACGUACUGAGUUGAUUGGUGUGUGUAUGUGUGCGUGCGUGCGUGCGUGCGUGCGUGAAGGAAGAAAGUAUUUCCAAGACGCCCUACUGUUCCAGUAAAGGCCCAGGAAUCAAAGAAAUGAAGAUCCGCCUGAAAGCUGGUCUGUGAUAAAUGCGAAAGCAUCCUGCGCGGCCUACUUACAUAUGGCAAGGACGAAUAACUAGUUAUUACAUGUACAAGCGCCACCACCGCCCCCUACCCCCUUUUUUUUAUAUUGUUUCAUACCUACUGAAAAAGUAAAGCUUUCGCUGUUUUGAAUAAGACUUUUAUACAUA
Molecule: messenger RNA, 2376 nt
Organism: Ixodes scapularis (black-legged tick)
Lineage: Eukaryota; Metazoa; Arthropoda; Arachnida; Ixodida; Ixodidae
Product: facilitated trehalose transporter Tret1
Biological process (GO): transmembrane transport
Cellular component (GO): membrane
Molecular function (GO): transmembrane transporter activity
Source: RefSeq, a predicted model, not a curated record